Molecule: messenger RNA, 1149 nt
Organism: Aspergillus eucalypticola CBS 122712
Lineage: Eukaryota; Fungi; Ascomycota; Eurotiomycetes; Eurotiales; Aspergillaceae
Product: UbiD family decarboxylase
Exons: 6
Coding region: 1-1149 (382 amino acids)
Source: RefSeq, a predicted model, not a curated record
AUGGCCAACGACGGUGGCGGCAGUCCUCAUGAUCUGGUCGUGCAGACCUGGAUCAUGUACAGCAUUGCUAUUCUGCUGUUCCUGGUGAGACUGUUUGCCCGCUACAAGCGACUCGGAUUUCGAUUCCAGGUCGAAGAUUACCUUAUGGUGGUCGCUGUGGGAUUCUACACGGCAUUCGCAGUUACCAACAUUGAAAUCAUCGAAGGAGGAGGUAGCAAUUUGUAUGAACCUGCGAGUUUGUACUACAGUUUCUCAGCCUCCGAGAUUGCUGCAAGAGUCAAAGGUUCCAAGAUCGAGUUCGCUUCGGAGAAUUGCCAGCUCUGCACCAUCUAUUCUCUCAAGGCUUGCAUGCUGUUGGUACACUUCCGACUAACGUCGAACUUAUGGCAGCACCGCCUGGUUAAAAUCAUCGCCGGAUACACCCUUAUCGGCUGGAUCGCCACGGAGCUGGUGCUGUUCCUGAACUGUCGCCCCCUGUCCGGAUAUUGGACGCUCCCGCCACCUCAUAAGGAGUGCAGCACCUACUUUCGCUAUGAAGUGGUACAAUGCGUCUUCAACAUCAGUUCCGAUAUUUUCAUUCUCUGCGUCAUACUACCGAUGUUCAUCCGCGCAAAAAUGCCCUGGAAGACCAAGUUACCCGUGAUCGUGGUCUUCUCCAUGGCUAUUGUGGUGAUCGCCUGUGCCAUCAUUUCCAAAUACUUCACAUUCCACAAUAUCUACGACGAUAGCUACCAAUUCUGGUACCUCCGGGAGGCAUCGAUCGGCAUGUACGUGGCGAACUUGCCAUUCGUCUGGAGCCUCGCGAGAUCGACACUCACCUUCCUGCGAACGAGUCAGUACACCAACAAAGGCCGAUACAACGAAGCCCAAUACGGAACCGACCAGGCUUCGAAUGCACGGUGGAAAUCAGGGGUGCAUUCUCGCUCGACUCGCAACAUGCCUACCAUCUACGAUACUCGAACCGGACGCGCGGACGGAAUAACGCGCACCGAAAGUGAAGAGAACAUAAUUGAAAUGGGUGGGGUGGGACAUGUCACCAACAAAUCGACCGCAUCGACUGGUAGCGACAACACAGAGUGGGCUCAGGCGAAUGGACAUGAUGACUUCAUCAUCAGGAAGACGACGGAAAUUGUCAUUCAGAAGGACUGA